Messenger RNA from Acanthocheilonema viteae, 573 nucleotides. The record is from the annotation of a GenBank genome assembly. Lineage: Eukaryota; Metazoa; Nematoda; Chromadorea; Rhabditida; Onchocercidae.
AUGACACAAGAAGCCAGUGGUAAAGAAGAGAAUUGGAAACUCAUAAAUUCUGUGCAGGUGCCACCUCUCCGUAAUUUUCGCGAAUUCCUUGGUGACAUGUCGAGAUUUGAAAUUCCACCAUUUCGUGAUUUGGCAAAAUGGAAUAAUCGUAUGCUGAGCAAUUUGUUAUAUUAUCAAACAAAUUAUUUUGCUUUUAUGAUACUUAUCAUAUUGAUUUGUGCAUCAAUACAAUUACGUGACGUUCUUAUUGGAUUGCUUGCUAUCAUAUCUGUGGCUGCUGUACUCAUAUUUUCGCUUUCGUCCAAUCCUAAGAUCGUACAGGCACGUCACGACCACACAUUCAUUACGUUAACUGCUAUGUUGCUGUCAUUUUAUUUUUUUGUUUAUGCUAUAGUUCCAGUGGUGACAGUACUUUUUACAUUCUCACUUCCGCUGUUGUUAGUUUUGGUGCAUGCAUCAACUCGGCUUAGAAGCCUUAAAGUUAAGAUCAAUCAUCAACUGGAAAGAGUGGGUUUGAAACAUACAGCUAUGGCCUAUUUGCUAGAGCGAUCCGGUAUAGAAUUGAAAAUAUGA